UGCGGCGCUCUGGCCCACACAGAUGCUACUCUGUGGCAUCUCGGGUUCCCUCUGGCUGAGCUCUGGAGGACUACGCUCGUUUCCUUUUUGCUUGUGAGGCCCGGCAGCCUCGGCUGAGCUGAGAGAAAGAUGGCGGCGGCCGUGCGACAGGACUUGGCCCAGCUCAUGAAUUCGAGUGGCUCUCAUAAAGAUCUGGCGGGCAAGUAUCGUCAGAUCCUGGAAAAAGCCAUUCAGUUAUCUGGGGCAGAACAACUAGAAGCUUUGAAAGCUUUUGUGGAAGCAAUGGUAAAUGAGAAUGUCAGCCUUGUGAUCUCUCGGCAGUUGCUGACUGAUUUCUGCACACAUCUCCCUAACUUGCCUGAUAGCACAGCCAAAGAAAUCUAUCAUUUCACCUUGGAAAAGAUCCAGCCUAGAGUCAUUUCAUUUGAGGAGCAGGUUGCUUCCAUAAGACAGCAUCUUGCAUCCAUAUAUGAGAAAGAAGAAGAUUGGAGAAAUGCAGCCCAAGUGUUGGUGGGAAUUCCUUUGGAAACAGGACAAAAACAGUACACUGUGGAUUAUAAACUGGAGACAUACCUGAAGAUUGCUAGGCUAUAUCUAGAGGAUGAUGACCCAGUCCAGGCAGAGGCUUACAUAAAUCGAGCAUCAUUGCUUCAGAAUGAGUCAACCAACGAACAGUUACAGAUACAUUAUAAGGUAUGCUAUGCACGUGUUCUUGAUUAUAGAAGAAAAUUCAUUGAAGCUGCGCAAAGGUACAAUGAGCUCUCUUACAAGACAAUAGUGCACGAAAGUGAAAGACUAGAGGCCUUAAAACAUGCUUUGCACUGUACCAUCUUAGCAUCAGCAGGGCAACAACGUUCUCGAAUGCUAGCUACUCUUUUUAAGGAUGAAAGGUGCCAGCAACUUGCUGCUUAUGGGAUCCUAGAGAAAAUGUACCUGGAUAGGAUCAUCAGAGGAAAUCAACUUCAAGAAUUUGCUGCCAUGCUAAUGCCUCACCAAAAAGCAACUACAGCUGAUGGUUCUAGCAUCUUGGACAGAGCUGUUAUUGAACACAAUUUGUUGUCUGCAAGCAAAUUAUAUAAUAAUAUUACCUUUGAAGAACUUGGAGCUCUUUUAGAGAUCCCUGCAGCUAAGGCAGAAAAGAUAGCAUCACAAAUGAUAACAGAAGGACGUAUGAAUGGAUUUAUUGAUCAGAUUGAUGGAAUAGUACACUUUGAAACACGAGAAGCCCUGCCAACAUGGGACAAACAGAUCCAAUCGCUUUGUUUCCAAGUGAAUAACCUUUUGGAGAAAAUUAGUCAGACAGCACCGGAAUGGACAGCACAAGCCAUGGAAGCCCAGAUGGCUCAGUGACUCCUUGCAGAACUUCUGUGCACACUACAUCUUUUUCCAUGCUGUACAGAUUAAUUUCACUGUCUCCAAAGCAUUUGCAUCAUGACCUUAUGUAUUUCAAUCCCUUUUAUGCUGGAUUCCAUUUAAAGAAGAUAUUAUUAGAGCAGGAAGUACAAGCAUUUAAAAAUAUGUAGUUCCCAUAUAUUCAGGGUCUCUGUGUAUCAAGCUAACUCAGAAGUUUUGAAAGUGUUUUCUUUAAACAGAGUAAGUGAAAUAUCUGUGGCUAAGAAGUUUGGGAUUUGUGAUAACUUUGUAGUCAUGUAAAACUUAAGUGCUUUGUGCCUCUCCAAAUGUGGUUAUUCUAAUAAAUGGAGAAGUGAGCCAAAUAAAGGUAGUACUUUGUUUUAAAUUAG
This is a messenger RNA of Myotis myotis, 1742 nucleotides long. It is a transcript of the gene COPS4, whose product is annotated as COP9 signalosome subunit 4. The record is from RefSeq and is a predicted model, not a curated record. Bases 130 to 1350 code for a protein of 406 amino acids. The transcript has 10 exons. Gene Ontology annotation, cellular component: cytosol; COP9 signalosome. NCBI's taxonomy places the organism in Eukaryota, Metazoa, Chordata, Mammalia, Chiroptera, Vespertilionidae.